AAGAAAAACCGCGAGAGUCACCUGUAAUCAGCAAUCAACAGGUGGAAUUUCGUCAAUUUUUUCGUCUCUGUUUCGUUAAUAAAUAUUUCCAAGUUUAAAGUUUUGAACUAAAUAAGGUGAUUAUCGUUAUAAAGUAGUCACGCAUUAUCUGUUUAGUCAAAAAGAUCAUUACAUUCCAGGCCCUUUUAAUAUUCGAGUAAUUUAAACCAGCGGAACGUUUGCAAAUCUAGUCGUUUGGAAGAUUUUUCAGCUCUAGAAAGCAGUCGAAUUCUAAAAUACUUAAGGCCAGACGACUCGUCAAAUAAAAUUAAGUUGUUAAGAUGAACUACAGUCAGCAGCAACGUUUCAGCCCAGCAUAUUUGGCCUUCGUCCAAGGUUUGAAGAAACCGGUCACUCCGAAACAAUCGUGUCCUAGUCAACCAAAACAGGCGUCGACGGGUCAAAAUCAGCCAUCGAAGCAAAAACCAAAGCGAAACAACUUUCAAUCCUUUAUCGACUUGCGAAAAAAUUUUCGAAACGCCUUCGCCUCCGGUGUUCUCAAACCUGGCCAUUUUGCCCCCCGAAUUCACGCCAUGGUCACCGCGGCGACAAAUGCUAUCUUAGAAGACGCGAAAAAACGAAAUAUUAACGCGAUUUUAAGUGAACUUUGCAAAGACGGUAGAUUAAAACCGUUCAGUACCGCGGAAGCGCUGGCUUUCAUUUGGGUCUAUGUCGGCAUGAUGGAGGCGGUGACGGCGAGAAAUGGACCAACCCCUUGCACCGGGGGGCUCAACGGCCAAUUAGUGUUUUUGUUUAAACAAGCAGUCUCCCUCGAUAAGAAGAAGAACAUGCUACACGUCGCCCUUUUGUGGAAGAAGGUGCAAAAAUGUCACCCACCACCGUCGUCUGAGUUCCAUUCAUAUGCGCAAAUUUUUAAGAACGCUUAUGGUCGCGAGGAUUUGGACAUGGUGCCCACUCCGGAGACAAGAAUGGAAAAGCUUUUUUUGGAAAUAUCCGACAAAUCGGGGAAUCCGUUCUCCUUCUUGCACGAGGAAGAUGAAGGUUGGGAAGUCGACACACCCCCUGUCAAGGAAAUACCAGUUGCAUCCGUGAAAACAGAGAUAAAGGACAAACCAAAUCGUCCUCCAGUCCAGCAAGAAAUUGACACUUCUUUCCUCAAGAAACCGCACCAAUUCCGAAGUGAUCUUCAAAAAAUUAGUCAAAAGUUAGUCCAAGAUCUUACUCCAAAAGCGAUUAUGAAACCAUCCUCAUCGACCUUUAGUUCUGUCCAUGCUCAACAAAAAGUUGCCCCCGUCAAGGUAAAAUCUUAUCGAGAAAGGGAUGAUGGCAAAUCAAUCAAGCAGGGGAACGUUGAGACGGCGUCGGCAUCAAAAUCAGGUCCAUCAGUCCAGGAAGUUAGAAAACCUUCGAAAAAGAAAAAGAAUCUCGCCCCGGAAACUAUGGAUAACGAUUUUCUUCUCUUCCUCACAAAUCCGAGGGAGUACAUCAGAUUGAAUCCGUCCUUGUUUCCAUCAAGUGAUGCCACUUGGUCUGCCAGGAAGUUACUUCCGGAUCAACCCCCAAAACGGAAGAAACCAAAUCCGGUGAAUGAUCCCGUCCCGGAACCGGAAGUCACUCAAACUCCUGCCGACUGUACGGAAACGUUGCUCAGCGUGGAUUUUACGCCGGAUGAGUACGUCGAUCAGACCACGGCGUCCAAUUAUUAUGCUCAAGGGGUCAAAAUUGUCGACGGGGUGAAAAGGGUCGUCUUCUAUCAUAAGAUGAUAAAUCCCUCGGCCAUUAAGAAAGAACCAGUUUAAAUUAAUCUUGACUUAUCUAUGAACUAUGUAUGUAAAUGUGGUUUUCAACUUAUCGCUGUAACGAUUAAAUGUGAUUGGCAGUGACAAUUUGUCACUGAUGUAAAUGUGAUGUGGUGUGAUUGUCAAUUUUUCACUUAUUACGAAUUUAUAUCGAACGUUAUUAAGUUAUUAAUUACGAUACAUGAUUUAGUAAUAAAUAUUAAGGAAACGUAUGUAAAGGAAUAUUUACGUAGGUGAUUAAUAAAGUAAUCGAUAGGGUGAGAAGGGUCAUAUUCUAUCAUAGAUGACAGAAUAGGUAUAUGAAGAAAGAACACAUUUAAAUUAAUGUUGCUCAACAUUAAUUUAAAUGUGUACCUUGAUAACUCAAGUUAUCAAGGUAAAUGUGGUGGUCAAUUUAUCGCUUAAAGUAAUUAUCUAUUUAAUUACGAUUCAUAAUAAAUAUGAUUUGGAUCAUUAUUAUGUAUUUAUAAUGACGUAUUGAAAAUAUUUAUCUGUAUAUUUUGUUACAAAUAUAUUUUGACUCAAGCUAUAAUAAUAAAGUGACUGAUAAAUUAUUAG
This is a messenger RNA of Folsomia candida, 2357 nucleotides long. RefSeq lists its product as uncharacterized. The transcript is spliced from 5 exons. The record is from RefSeq and is a predicted model, not a curated record. Bases 321 to 1799 code for a protein of 492 amino acids. Lineage: Eukaryota; Metazoa; Arthropoda; Collembola; Entomobryomorpha; Isotomidae.